AUGCUGUUCCCCCUUGCGGCCCCACGGGCUUCUCUGCGCUGUGCGCGUGCGUCAGCGUGUGUUUAUAUUUUGAUUCUGCGUGUGCAGCAAUUGCACCUCACCGUCAAACACACCACGCCACACAGCAAACGGACGCAAUCGCUCCACAUUGCUCCUGCUGCUCCGACGAUCGCGCCCUGGAUCCUGAUUGAUCACCCAGCACGCCAGCGAAGGAGCAAGCAAUCACCACACUACCCACCCGUGCCACCCGUGUUGCCACCAGCACCACCAACCGCCACAGCUGCCACAACCAACCGACACACCCGCGUCGCCGUUUCCCCUUGGCGCUCGAGCCUGCACGGCUUUCUAUUUUUCUUCUCCAAAAGGGAGCUUGCAUCGCAUCGUAUCGCAUCCAACCCCCGCCCCCAUCCCUCACCUCCCGUUCCCAAGGCGCGCUCGCCGGAUCACCCGCGAUCAAGCCUCACCCGCGUCCAUUGCCAAGAACCCGCUUGCUCGCUCGCUCAGUCUCAGCACUCAAGCUAUCGAGCCAACCCAGCCGCCCUCUUUCCCUCGCCAGUGCUUCAAAUCACAGCAGCUGUCAUCAUCAACGUAGCCCUCACGGCUCACCCUGUGCCCCUGAACCAUCCCCGCACCCCCGUUGGCGCAGCUGCAGCACCCCCACACGACUGCAUCUCCACCCACCUACCCUUUGACGAGACGAUUGGGUAA
Messenger RNA from Salpingoeca rosetta, 708 nucleotides. RefSeq lists its product as uncharacterized. The coding region runs from base 1 to 708 and encodes 235 amino acids. The record is from RefSeq and is a predicted model, not a curated record. The transcript has a single exon. NCBI's taxonomy places the organism in Eukaryota, Choanoflagellata, Craspedida, Salpingoecidae.